AUGGUGCUGAGAUGCACUGAAACGGAGCGGGUGCCCGGGGCUAGCUGCUCUAGGACGAGCAGCCUCCGAGCACGCCGCCCCCCACGCCCGUCCGCUCAGCGCUCCUCCCCGCCAGCCCCGGUUCCCACAGCUCGGUUCACGUGGGCUGGCGGGCGGCGGCCAUUGGCCGGGCCGGCGCGCCGCGCGGUCGCCGCGGCCCCCCGUCCUCCGCCGGCCCCGCCGUGCCGCCGGCCAAUGCUGCUCGUGCUGGGCGGGCUCCCGGCCGGCGCCGCGGCCGCGCCCGUCUCCCUGGGCGCCUCGCCUCCCUGUCGGCACCACGUCCCUGCUGACGCGGAGGUCAUAAAUAAGGUUCAUCUUAAGACAAAUCAUGUCGUAAAGAGAGAUGCUGAUGGGCAUUUACGAAUCAAGACUAUCUAUGAUCAGAGUAUUGAAGAGUUGCUCCCUGAGAAAAGAUAUCUUGUAAAGAACAAACUUUUCCCACAAGCUAUUUCUUAUUUAGAGAAAACAUUUCAGGUUCGGAGACCUGCCGGAAGGAUCUUACUCAGCAGACAAUGUGCGACAAACCAGUACCUACGGAAAGAAAACGACCCUCACAGAUACUGCACUGGGGAGUGUGCGGCGCACACCAAGUGUGGCCCCGUCACGGUGCCCGAGGAGCAUCUCCAGCCUUGCAGGGUCUGCCGAGAGGGUAAGUGGCCCUGUGGAGCAGUGGGUGUGCUCGAUCAAGAGGGCGUCCAGGAUGCAGACUUUGUUCUUUACGUUGGUGCUCUGGCCACGGAGAGAUGCAGCCACGAAAACAUCAUUUCUUAUGCAGCCUAUUGUCAGCAGGAGGCAAAAAUGGACAGGCCGAUAGCAGGAUAUGCUAACCUGUGUCCAAAUAUGAUCUCCACCCAGCCGCAAGAGUUUAUUGGGAUGCUGUCCACAGUGAAACAUGAGAUCAUUCACGCCCUGGGUUUCUCUGCUGGGCUCUUUGCCUUCUACCGUGAUCAAGAUGGAAACCCCCUGACUUCAAGGUCUGCAGAUGGCCUCCCGCCUUUCAACUAUAGUCUCGGCUUGUACCAGUGGAGUGAUAAAGUGGUUCGAAAAGUGGAGAGACUGUGGAACGUGAGAGACGACAAGAUAGUCCGCCACCCUGUGUAUCUCCUAGUGACGCCACGUGUUGCUGAGGAAGCUCGGAAACACUUUAACUGCCCGGCCCUGGAGGGGAUGGAGCUGGAGAACCAAGGCGGGAUGGGCACGGAGCUCAACCACUGGGAGAAGCGCCUGCUUGAGAAUGAAGCAAUGACUGGUUCUCACACCCAGAACCGAGUCCUCUCUCGAAUCACUCUGGCAUUAAUGGAGGACACUGGCUGGUACAAAGCAAAUUACAGCAUGGCUGAGAAACUGGACUGGGGCCGAGGAAUGGGCUGUGAAUUUGUCAGGAAGAGCUGUAAGUUCUGGAUCGAUCAACAGAGGCAAAAGAGGCAGGUGCCGAGCCCGUACUGCGACACGCUCAGGAGUAACCCCCUACACCUGACAUGCAGACAGGACCAGAGAGCCGUGGCUGUGUGCAACCUGCAGAGGUUCCCUAACCCCUUACCGCCGGAGUACCAGUACUUCGAUGAGCUCAGCGGAAUAUCUGCAGAGGAUUUGCCUUACUAUGGGGGGUCAGUAGAAAUCGCUGACUAUUGCCCCUUCAGUCAGGAAUUCAGCUGGCACUUGAGUGGCGAAUACCAGCGCAGCUCGGACUGUAGAAUACUGGAGAACCAACCAGGUCUGAAGGUUUGGGUUCAAGACACUUCAUAUCUAUGUAGCCGGGCUGGGCAGGUCCUUCCUGUCCGCAUUCAGAUGAAUGGCUGGAUUCACAAUGGAAACCUGCUGUGCCCUUCCUGCUGGGACUUCUGCGAGCAGUGUCCACCAGAGACCGACCCUCCAGCGGCCAACCUGAGCCGAGCCCUUCCUCUGGCACAAAACAGAACCCGGGAGAGUGGCAUUCCCGACUCCGGCUUGGCAGUGCAGGACGGCUGUGAAGCCUGGCUCCAUGGCGGUCACUCCUCAGCGGCCACACAGCCACCUCGGCGCGUGGAGACGAAGAACAAGUGCCCGAGGCGCCUUAGUUUCUCCUGGCAGUUCUCCUUUGAACGAAGGGCCGGUGGCAGGAUUCGCCACGGUCACAUACCUCAGCAUUUGCAUUAA
Molecule: messenger RNA, 2175 nt
Organism: Psammomys obesus (fat sand rat)
Lineage: Eukaryota; Metazoa; Chordata; Mammalia; Rodentia; Muridae
Gene: Lmln
Product: leishmanolysin like peptidase
Exons: 17
Coding region: 1-2175 (724 amino acids)
Biological process (GO): cell adhesion; proteolysis
Cellular component (GO): membrane; cytoplasm
Molecular function (GO): metalloendopeptidase activity
Source: RefSeq, a predicted model, not a curated record